Molecule: messenger RNA, 1839 nt
Organism: Saccharomyces mikatae IFO 1815
Lineage: Eukaryota; Fungi; Ascomycota; Saccharomycetes; Saccharomycetales; Saccharomycetaceae
Gene: ATP25
Product: Atp25p
Exons: 1
Coding region: 1-1839 (612 amino acids)
Biological process (GO): mitochondrial proton-transporting ATP synthase complex assembly; mRNA stabilization; mitochondrial gene expression
Cellular component (GO): mitochondrion
Source: RefSeq, a predicted model, not a curated record
AUGAGAAAACUCUCUCUACUGUCCAUUCCUGGGCGAAGUGUAUUCAGAGUUGGUAUUUCUCCUAGUAUUUUAUCGAGACAGAAACCACUAUUAUUUUAUAGGCGAAGUACAGUAGGUCAUUACUCUACGAAAGGCAAGGAUGAUAACCAUGAAGAAAUUGGUUUAUCUCCAAACUCUACUUCCACUCCUCUAGAGACACCUUGGUACCUCAGAAUUGUUGACAAAGAAAAAGAAUCAAUGGAUGGUAAGAAAGAAUACGGAAAUCCGACCGAAAAGACAGUUGAGGUACCCUCAGCCUCUCCAAACUCAUUAACACAGAUAAUAGAUUUCUUAACCGGUGAACUAGGUCUAGAUAACUUCCUGGUUUUCGAUUUACGGAACAACGGAUUAAAUUCUGUUUCAGCAGUUAAUAAGCUGGGCGACUUCAUGAUCAUAUGCACAGCAAGAUCUACCAAACAUUGCCAUAAAUGUUUUCUAGAAUUGAACAAGUUUUUAAAGCUCGAAUUCUGCAGUAGUGCAUAUGUAGAAGGAAAUUUCAAUGAGCGACAAGAGAGCAGGAGAAAAAGAAGGCUAGCAAGGAAAUCUAACCUUAGUAAGCUCUUGGGUAGAAGCUCUGAGGGCUCUCAGAAAGACCUAGACAGUGAGGCGUGGUAUAUGAUCGAUUGUCAUGUUGAUGGUAUCUUUGUUAAUAUUCUAACACAAAAAAGGCGUCAUGAACUAAAUUUAGAAGAGUUAUAUGCACCUGAAAACGAGAAGUUGAAGUUUAAAAAAAAAGAGCCAGACAAUAUUUUGACUACUUCAAGGAUGGAGGAAAUUUCGGGAGAUAAUAAUAUUCUUUUAGGUCUAAGAAGACUAGCCCAACAAAAAAGGAGGUAUUCAACUAGCAGUGCAAGCGAAUUAAAAAACUUGAGUCUAUUUCUGCAGAAACAAAAUUUCAAGGAGGCUAGUAUGAUAAUUCACAGUAAUCUUUUUAGUGAAGACCACAAUAUACGUGCUUUACAGCUCAUUAAGGAUAAUUUGGAGGAUAUUAUAAGGCAGGGGAAAGAAGUAGAUGUUGCUCAAUGGAAAGCCUUAUUUGAUAAACAUUCAACUUUGUCGACUGUAAGAAAAUCGGCCGAAUAUUGGCCACUACGACUAAAAUAUGCCAUACUCAUGAACAAAGCAAAUUCACAAUUUUAUUCAGACCGUGUAUUUCUCAGGGAUUAUCUACUUCUGAAAAAAUCAUUAGGACAAGAAUUAACUAGAGAAGAUCUUAUUGCUCUCUUAAGAAUAGUUUCAAAAACACAGCACUCUAACAAUUCAUAUUUCAAUUUGGUGAAGCAGAACAGGGUCGUAAUCAAAGCGUUGAACUUAUUCAAAAACAUACAAUCAGAAAAUAAUCGUACGGUUGUUCACGAUGAAAAAGUAAUGUCUCUUAUUUUAGAUUGCAUGGUAGCGGAUGAACGGACGAAAUUAAGAUCUCUAUAUGAAGUGAUAGAUCACAUUUGUCAAACUUUUGGAGAUAAACUAAGUUCUAGUAUGAUCAUUUCAGUCUUACAGAUCUUAGCUAAAGUUAAGGACUGGACCAAGCUGCUUCAAGUUUGGGAAAAUAUAACACCAGUAGCGGGAGACAAUCGGGAUACCAGGCCAUGGAAUGAAUUUUUAAAUGUUCUUAAUCAAAGCGGUGAUAGUCACGUUAUAUCAAGAGUCGUAAAUAAUGGCCAUUUGCUGUGGAUAAGACGUCUCAAUGUUGACUUAACACCGGAAUUACGUAACUCCAUUAAGAAGUUACUACAGACCGCUGGAAUGGAGAAUACUCCUUUGGAAGAGUUCUUAAUACAUGGAGCCAACCGCCAAUGA